GUUUAAUAAAGUUGCAGUCUUUUUCAUCUUUUCACCAGCUUCAAAAUGAUCAAGUGAACCAAAGCCUGAAAAAGAAAAAAGACCCAACUUUUAUUUCAAAACUCUGAAAUUUACCAAAGAAAACUCUCUCAUUUUUCUACCUCUCUGAAAUGGGAUUUCAGAGAGUGAAGAAAAAUGCAGAAAAGAAAGCCAUUUUCUUGAGAAAGACCCAUUAAGCAGAAGUUUUCUUCAAGUUUUCAGGUAAAGAGAUUCUUGUUUAUUAAGCAUGGGGUGUGAUAUUCAACCUAAUCCCUACAUUAUUUUAAGUUUUUAGACCCAUGACUUAGGAAACAUUCAUGAGAAUCAAGACAUAUUGACAGUCUGUAGAUAUGGACCACAUAGCCUCUCUGAAAAGAAAAAUGCUAAAAUCCCUCAUAAAUGCAUGAGACAAAAGGGUGACCUGAGCGCAGUAUAUGAUUGGGGGGAUUAAUGAAUUGGCAUUGACUCCCAAAGAUUAGUCUGUUUUCAGAGAUGAUCAUCAUUGGGUGCACCAAAAUCCUCCGACCCUUUUUGUAGUUUUGUGGUUUCUGUUCAAGAAAGGGAGCCCCGUGGAGAUGAUCCCCUGCAGUUUCUUGGUAUGAGUCUUGAGGGGUUGAUUGUGUGAUUUUCACAAGUUUUGGGUUGGAAAAUGGGGACAAUGGAGAGUGGGGUGGAGUUGAUGGGAGGCAAUGAGGAGAGAAUUCAUGUGUCGGUGAGGUUAAGGCCGUUGAAUGCUAAGGAAAUCUUGAGGAAUGAUGUUUCAGAUUGGGAAUGCAUCAACGAUGACACAGUUGUUUACAAGAAUGUCAGCCUUUCUGCUUCGGACAGAUCAAUGUAUCCCACUGCCUAUACCUUUGAUAGGGUAUUCAGGACUGACUGCUCCACAAGGGAGGUAUACGAGAAAGGAGCCAAGGAUGUCGCAGUUUCCGUUCUUAGUGGGCUGAAUUCAAGUGUUUUUGCAUAUGGACAAACAAGCAGUGGAAAGACAUACACCAUGACUGGUGUUACCGAGUAUGCGAUAGCCGACAUAUACGAGUACGUACAGAAGCACCCAGAAAGAGAAUUUGUCUUGAAGUUCUCUGCUAUGGAGAUAUACAAUGAAUCUGUGAGAGACCUCCUCAGUGUAGAUAGCACUCCACUAAGACUUUUAGAUGAUCCAGAGAGAGGAACCAUAGUCGAGAAGCUCACCGAGGAGAUUUUACGGGACUGGGACCAUGUGGUUCAGCUCCUUUCUGUAUGUGAAGCUCAAAGACAAAUUGGAGAGACAUCCCUGAAUGAAAUGAGCUCCAGAUCUCACCAGAUCAUUAGACUGACAAUUGAAAGCACCUCUCGUGAGUUCUUAGGCAGGGAAAAUGCGAGCACACUUUCGGCUGCUGUGAAUUUUGUUGAUCUGGCUGGAAGCGAACGGGCAUCUCAAUCAUUAUCAGCUGGCACAAGGUUAAAAGAAGGCUGCCACAUAAAUCGCAGUUUGCUGACACUGGGAACGGUUAUUCGCAAGCUGAGCAAGGGUCGAGGUGGACAUAUACCUUAUAGAGAUUCCAAGCUAACUCGAAUUCUGCAAACAUCACUGGGAGGAAAUGCUAGAACAGCCAUCAUUUGCACGAUGAGCCCUGCACGCAGUCACGUUGAGCAAUCAAGAAACACUCUUCACUUUGCAAGCUGUGCAAAGGAAGUGGCCACCAAUGCGCAAGUUAAUGUAGUCAUGUCGGACAAAGCUUUGGUGAAGUAUUUGCAGAGAGAGCUCGAGAGACUAGAGAGUGAGCUUAGAAGUCCCCAGUCUGCUUUGGCCCAUUCAAAUUAUUCUGCAAUACUGAGAGAGAAAGAUUUGCAUAUCGAGAAGCUUGAGGAGGAAAUUUGCGAUCUUAUUCUGCAACGAGAUAUUGCUCAAUCACAAGUCAAAGAUUUGUUACAAAUGCUUGGAGAUGGUGCAAGUUCCAUGACACAGGUAGGAUUGGGACACUACCCACACUUGCGAGUGCAGAAAUUGCCAGAUACUGAAACCCAAGAACGGGAAACAUCGAUAUUGGCAGAUCCCAUUCCCCACUCCGCAGAUGUUGAUACAAGAAGAUAUUCUGAUGGACACAGUACAACCAGUUCACAGGAUCAAAUUGUUAGAGUUCCGUAUUUUGUUGAGGACUUUGUGCAGAGUAAUGUAUCACCGAGGGUGUUGAUUAGCAGUUCAAACUUUAGUGAAAGUUAUUCAUAUCAUGGUUGGGAGGAAAUUGAAAAACAAAGUAGUGGGAAUUCGGAGGAUCUAUGCAGGGAAGUCCGUUGCAUUGAGACAGAAGACUUGAGUAACAAAGGGGCUAUAGAAUCCAGUUUUGUAUGUGCUGAAGAGAACACUGAGUUCCCUGAAGUAAAAGUGUAUGUAAAAGAACACAGGCAAACUAUGGAAUUGCCAACAACUCCUUUAGAAAUAGAUCAAGGAUUUAAGUCAUCUCCUUUGAAGGAUGAUAGUGAAAUGAAGGAAGGUACAGGGACCGGGGUUGUAACCUCAAAGGAAGACCAAGAACUGAUUCUGGUACCAUUGGAGGAAGUCAAAGAGUCACUGCCUCCUCCUUCUGAGAAAGAGAAAGAACUUAGCUCCAUUCAUUAUCUUGAUACGCGAGCUCUUGAAAAUCUAUCUUUGAGACAUGAACUAGAUCAAGAUUCAUCUGUCAUUAGAAGGUUGAAAUUGACUAAAAGCAGGAGCUGCAAAGCAAGUAUUGCUAACUCAGCUUCUCCGCGGUUCAAGAUAAAGGAUUUCGGUGAGAAUACAUCAUCUUUUGGAUCAGAAAGAGAAUCCGUGUGCUUUGAAAGGAAACUGUCUCCAUUAAGCUUUAGCCCUGAAGUGCAAAGUUUAUCAAGAAACGAUUCUCCAUCUUCACCAGGAAAUGCACUUGAUAUCGAGAUUGACACACCAAAUAUGAAAUUUGCAACUGCAGAGGAUAUCGCUGGCAGCACUACUGACAUGACGGAAAAGGCUGAAUUUCCAACUGAACACGUAUUUAUUACAGAUCCAUCCGGGAAGACUCCAAAGAAGAAUGUCAAAGAUGUUGGAUUAGACCCAAUCGGAGAUGAAUCCGAAGGUCUUUAUAGUUGGCCUGUGGAGUUCAAAAGACUCCAACAAGAAAUACUUGAACUUUGGCAUGCUUGCAACGUCUCACUGGUACAUCGGACCUAUUUUUUCAUGCUUUUCCGAGGUGACCCGUCAGAUGCCAUAUAUCUGGAGGUCGAGUUGAGAAGGAUGAAAUUCUUGAAGGAUAAAUUCUCUCAUGGAGAGAAGACCAUUGUUAAUGGACGGCGUCUCACACUAGCUUCAAGCGAGAAGGCUCUCCGUGACGAGAGACGAACUCUGAGCAAGCGGAUGAUUAGUAAGUUUUCAGAACAAGAAAGAGAGAGCCUCUUCCUAAAGUGGGGGAUCGGUCUCAACACCAAACUUAGGCGGCAGCAGCUGGCUCAACGCUUGUGGAGCAAAACCGAAGAUAUGGAUCACAUUGCGGACAGUGCAUUUCUUGUUGCAAAGCUGGUUGGUUUCAUUGAACCGGGGAAGGCUCCGAACAAAGAAAUGUUUGGUCUUAAUUUUACCCCGCGACGCUCAUCAAGAACGUAUAGUUUCAAGCGCAGCUUGGUGUCCCUCCUGUGAUGUUCUCGACUGAUUAACGUGAUCGGUACUUACGAAUUGACUGUCGUUUUCUUGGUUCUAAUGGGUUGUAGGAACUAAAUGUAUACUUUGAUCAGACUAGGAGUUGGUGGUGUGAAGUUAGGAUCAAUGUCUCCUAUUCUUUAAUGUACAGGAGAUAGAGGGCUUGGAGUUAUAACAUUGAUGAGGAUGAGCUAUUGUUUGUAUAUUCUUUGGCUGUAAUAUGUAGCUUCACUUGCUUGUCUUGAGAUUGUGGAUGUUAGACCUAUAUACUUUAUGUGAAAGUGUGAAUUCGACGACUAUUGUGAAAAGA
Molecule: messenger RNA, 3953 nt
Organism: Sesamum indicum (sesame)
Lineage: Eukaryota; Viridiplantae; Streptophyta; Magnoliopsida; Lamiales; Pedaliaceae
Product: kinesin-like protein KIN-7E
Biological process (GO): microtubule-based movement
Molecular function (GO): ATP binding; microtubule binding; microtubule motor activity
Source: RefSeq, a predicted model, not a curated record